CCGAUCCGCGGCCGACCCGUGGGCGGGAACAGUCCUCCGGAGCGGCGGGGGACAAAGCGGAGGGAGGCGCCCGGCUCGCCCCUCCCCAUCCCGGCGCCGGCUGGGGCGGAUGUGCCGUGGGUAGGCGGCGGCGGCGGUGGCGGCGGGGCCUGCGGCCGGCGAAGAUGGAUCUGGCGGGGACGAUAAUCCUGCUGUGCUCCUGCGCGGCGGGCGCCGGAGGCCAGUAUGGAAAUCCUCUAAAUAAGUACAUUAGACAUUAUGAAGGCUUGUCCUACGAUGUGGAUUUGUUACACCAAAAACACCAGCGUGCCAAAAGAGCAGUAACCCACGAGGAGCAGUUCUUGCGCCUGGAUUUCCAUGCUCAUGGAAGACAAUUCAACCUUCGAAUGAAGAGAGAUACAUCUCUUUUUAGUGAUGACUUUAAAGUAGAAAUAUCAAACCAAGUGAUUGAUUAUGAUACCUCCCAUAUUUACACUGGACACAUUUAUGGUGAGCAGGGAAGUUUUACUCAUGGGUCUGUUAUUGAUGGAAAAUUUGAAGGAUUCAUCCAAACUCACAGUGGGACCUUUUAUAUUGAGCCAGCAGAGAGAUACAUAAAGGACAGGAACCUCCCGUUCCACUCUGUCAUUUAUCAUGAGGAUGAUAUCAAAUAUCCACAUAAAUAUGGACCACAAGGAGGUUGUGCAGAUCACUCAGUAUUUGAAAGAAUGCAGAAGUACCAGAUGACUGGUAUAGAAGAACCAACAACAGAGAAGCCUUUUGAAGAGCCUAAGAACGAUGGGCCACAGCUUUUAAGGAAAAAACGUGCCACUCAGGCUGAAAAAAAUACCUGUCAGCUGUAUAUCCAGACUGAUCAUCUGUUCUACAAACAUUAUGGAACCAGGGAAGCUGUAAUCUCACAGAUAUCCAGCCAUGUGAAAGCCAUUGACACCAUUUACCAGUCCACAGAUUUCUCUGGAAUCCGUAACAUCAGCUUCAUGGUGAAACGAAUAAGGAUUAACACAACCGUAGAUGAGAAGGACUCUUCCAAUCCCUUUAGAUUCCCCAACAUUGGUGUGGAGAAGUUUCUGGAGCUGAACUCGGAGCAGAAUCAUGAUGAUUAUUGCUUGGCCUAUGUGUUCACAGACCGUGACUUUGAUGAUGGAGUCCUUGGUCUGGCUUGGGUUGGAGCCCCUUCAGGGAGUUCUGGAGGAAUAUGUGAGAAAAGCAAAUUGUAUUCUGAUGGGAAGAAGAAGUCUCUGAACACUGGAAUCAUCACUGUGCAGAACUAUGGCUCUCAUGUCCCUCCCAAGGUUUCUCACAUUACUUUUGCUCACGAGGUUGGGCAUAACUUUGGUUCACCUCACGAUUCUGGAAUGGAGUGCACUCCAGGAGAGUCCAAGAACUUGGGACAGAAAGAGAAUGGCAAUUACAUCAUGUAUGCAAGAGCUACGUCUGGGGACAAACUGAACAACAACAAGUUCUCUAUCUGUAGCAUUCGAAAUAUCAGCCAAGUUCUUGAGAAAAAGAGAAAUAAUUGUUUUGUUGAGUCUGGGCAGCCCAUCUGUGGUAAUGGACUGGUUGAACAAGGAGAACAGUGUGAUUGUGGAUACAGUGACCAGUGUAAAGAUGAUUGCUGUUUUGAUGCAAACCAAGCAGAAGAUAAAAAAUGCAAGUUAAAACCAGGCAAAAUGUGCAGCCCCAGCCAAGGCCCCUGUUGCACUCCCCAGUGUCGUUUCAAAGACAGGACGGAGAAGUGUCGGAACGACUCUGACUGUGCAAAGGAAGGGAUGUGCAAUGGUUUCAGUGCUCUCUGCCCAGCAUCUGACCCCAAAAAAAACUUCACAGAGUGCAACAGGAACACCCAAGUUUGCAUCAAUGGGCAAUGUGCUGGCUCUAUCUGUGAGAAGCAUGGCUUGGAGGAAUGUACAUGUGCUAGUUCAGAUGGCAAGGAUGACAGAGAACUGUGCCACGUCUGCUGCAUGAGGAAAAUGGACCCAGCUACGUGUGCAAGCACAGGCUCCAUCCAGUGGGAGAAUUACUUUCAUCUUGAAACUAUUACUUUGCAACCUGGAUCUCCCUGUAAUGAUUUCAAAGGCUACUGUGAUGUGUUUAUGAGGUGUCGGCUGGUAGAUGCUGAUGGCCCUCUAGCCAGAUUAAAGAAAGCAAUUUUUAAUCCAGAACUAUAUGAAAAUAUUGCAGAGUGGAUUGUGGCUUAUUGGUGGGCAGUGUUGCUUAUGGGAAUUGCAUUGAUCAUGUUAAUGGCUGGUUUCAUUAAGAUAUGCAGUGUUCAUACUCCGAGCAGUAAUCCAAAGUUGCCUCCUCAUAAACCACUUCCAGGCACUUUAAAAAGGAGGAGACCACCCCAAACCACUCAGCCCCCGCAGCGGCAAAGGCCCCGGGAGAGUUAUCAGAUGGGACAUAUGAGACGUUGACUGCAGCUUUUUGCCUUGGAUCUUCCUAGUGCCUACAAUGGGAAAACUCGCUCCAAAGAAAACCUAAUAAAUCAUUGUCCCCAGUCUUAACUCUCAAAAAUUGAAGAGGAAAAAAAAAAGGCAUGAUAUGCCCUCAAAACAAGUGGAAGUGGUUAAUUUUUAAUGAGCGAAUCUUCCAGCUCGCCAAGAAGAAAAGUGGUUUUUUUUUCUUGCGUAUUUUUGGUUUAGUGGCACAAAGGCCUAGCAUAUCAUGAUUCUUUCCCCCUUCUGUGCUCUUCAGUGCUGCAUUUUCUUCACUUGCAGGCAGAUAUGGCUGUAGUAAAACUUUUACUCAAGAAUUGAGGAAAAUAUCUAUUUUUCAACUGCCAGCCAAGGCUAGGAAGCUAAACCACCUCAGCAUUGGAGACAUGACCUGUCAAUGUAUAUACAUUGUUAUAUGCAGACAUGUAUUUCUAACGUACACCCGUACUUGUGUGCAAUUGUAAACAAGAGAAUUGCAAUAUGGAUGUUUCUUUGUAUUAUAAAACUUUUCCGCUAUUAAUGAAGAAAUUACUGUUUAAUUGACAUACUCAGGAUAACAGAGGAUGAUGGUGUGUAGUGGUCAAGGAUCCUGUGAUGCUUUACACAGCAGUUUUGAAUCCAAUCACACUUUUUUUAUCAUUAUCAAAGUUGUUUUCAAGCUCAUUUCAUCUUUAUCCAACAGCUGCUAAGACACAGCAAACAAGAUUGGAUGGUCUUGUAGAGAUAUAACAGGUGUUCUGCAAACUUUGCAAGUGUCAGAAUGUUUCAAACAUGUUAUAUGUGAGUGUCUUUCGUGUAGCUCAGCAUAAAUAUUUUUAAUUUGUCUGAUUAUUCAGUUAAAUAAUGAAUAGUUAGAUGAAAUAUUUCCAUGCUUUAUUAGAAGAUUCUGCCUGUUAUUCAACUUGUUUUAAAAAUUGCAACCAGUUUCUUUGGGCUGUUCAGAUAUUCUUACAGUAUGGUAAUUAUGUUCUAAGGGAUGUGGAAAGAAAGAAAAGCUGUAUUUUUUUUAUUUUCUUUUUUAAUUUAUCAGGUAUUUGGAUAACUUUUCAGCAUGAUACUGUUUAUUCAUAACCACUAAAAUAGAGUGAUUUGCCUGGCUACUGUGGCAGAGUUAAAAUUGUAGUUAGGACUACCAAUUUUCCCACAUUUUAUACCAGUUGUGAAGUUCAACAGCACAAUGUCCCAUUCCAGAGUUUUUAUUACGAAUGUAAAUAAUUGGCAUUUUUGAAGAAGAAACAAAAGAUGUCUUAAGGUGCUUACUGCUAUGCAGGAGAUGAAAGGGGGCAUUACAAAAUGUUUAAGCUUGUGAUGUAUUUAUUGCUUGUUUUCCAAAAGCACCAAGCUAAUUAGAGAUGCAAAUGGCUAUAAUUUUCCUGGCUUUGCUUAGGAGAAAAUUUACUAAGGGUUGGACAGGCUUCCUUUGUUUGGGUUUUUUGUUGUUGUUGGGUUUUUCUUUUUUUUUUUUUUUGUUUUGUUUUGUUUUUUAAGAGUCUAAGGUUUACACAAUCAUUCUCAUAAUGUGACGCAAGCCAGCAAGGCCAAAAAUGUUACAGAAUAUAAUGGAAUCUCUUCCUUGUAAACUUGUACAGUAUGUGGUAACUUUUUCAAAAUACAGCUUUUUGUACAUGGUUUAGAGACAAAUUUUGUACAUGAAACCCCAAGUCCAAUAGACUAUAUAAAUAAUUCUAAAUGAUCUUAACUAGUUAGAAGUGUAUGUAGUUGCUUUUAAGUCAUUUUAAAUACAUUUGUUUUAAGACUGUGCAAAGAUUGGAAGUGGGUUUGCAUUUCUAAAAUGGUGACUUUUAUUCAGCAAGAGUUCUUAGUAACUUCUUGAGUGUGGUAGACUUUGGAACAUGUAAAUUUUUUGCCUGUAAUGUUAUCCUGUGGUAGGAUUUUGGCAGACAAAUGCUGCCCUAUUUUAUUUUGAGUCUAAGUUAAAUGUUUUCUGAAAACAGAAAUGUGCACUGAACUCUCCACUGCAAGUCAAGAUGUGGUAAAACUGAAAGCAAGUUCAAGACAAUGAAAAGGAAAUACUACUGUCAAUUCAUGUCCACUGUGUUUUAUACAGUAUCUUUUUUUGUUCACUUUGGAAAUUUUUACUAAAAAAUGCAAAAAAUAAAGUAUUGUGCAAAGAUAUGUAAGGUUUUUUGAAACUUGAAAUGCAUUAAUAAAUAGACUUGAUGAAAUCA
Molecule: messenger RNA, 4624 nt
Organism: Neopelma chrysocephalum (saffron-crested tyrant-manakin)
Lineage: Eukaryota; Metazoa; Chordata; Aves; Passeriformes; Pipridae
Gene: ADAM10
Product: ADAM metallopeptidase domain 10
Exons: 16
Coding region: 165-2414 (749 amino acids)
Biological process (GO): membrane protein ectodomain proteolysis; Notch signaling pathway
Cellular component (GO): plasma membrane; synaptic membrane
Molecular function (GO): metalloendopeptidase activity involved in amyloid precursor protein catabolic process
Source: RefSeq, a predicted model, not a curated record